GUACACAGCGCAAUGCUCUGGGAGUGUUCACAUAUUGCCUGGCCAAACCAGUGACCAUUGGAACUCAAUUUAGGAGGGAGGCUGGGAAUAUUCUCCUAUGAAGAUAGAUGAGGUAGAACAGUGAGGCUGAGGAGAUAAAAGGCAAACAAGGGCGAUAGAAUCCUCAGCCUUUCUUGUGUGGGGGCACAGAAUUAAACAGUUUCCUUUCUGUAGUUAAGAGAUAUGCAGAUCAUUGAUCCAUUUGAUUUUGAUGAGCAUUUUGACAAGUGCCUCAAUUAUCUACCACAUUACCGUACAAGUGCUGGUAAGUUACUUUGUCCUUCCUACCUAAGCCCCAAAUUUUAAACAUUAAUUUUCCACAUGGCCAGGGACAUUUUGUUUUUCUUUUCUCAGAGACUCUAAGAACUGCACUGGAAUUGGAUCCACACUCUGAACUUGACCAAAAGCUGCGGAAGCACAUAAUGAAAAACCUUUUGAAGAAGAUUGAUGAAGGCCAGCCUAUAGAGUAUGUAUCUGAAUUCCGUACGAUGACUCUGGUUUUGGUCAGCCUAGAGUUCCACAGGACAGCGUGGAUGUUGCAUUUGUGUCAUCUUAUCCAGGAGGCUGCCUUAUACAUCUCCACAGUCAUUGAGAAAGGGGGUGGCCAGCUGAGUCGCAUCUUUAUGUUUGAGAAAGGCUGCAUGUUCCUCUGUGUUUUCGGCCUUCCUGGUGAUAAGAAGCCAGACGAGUGUGCACAUGCCCUGGAGAGCUCCUUCAGCAUCUUCAGCUUCUGCUGGGAGAAUCUUGCUAAGACCAAAUUUGUUUCCAUCAGUAUCACUAAUGGACCAGUAUUCUGUGGCGUGGUUGGAGCAGUAGCAAGACACGAAUAUACAGUUAUUGGCCCAAAAGUGAGUCUUGCGGCCAGAAUGAUAACUGCUUAUCCAGGUUUGGUGUCCUGUGAUGAGGUAACAUAUCUAAGAUCCAUGCUACCUGCUUACAACUUCAAGAAACUCCCAGAGAAAAUGAUGAAAAACAUCUCCAACCCAGGGAAGAUAUAUGAAUAUCUUGGCCACAGAAGAUGUAUAAUGUUUGGAAAAAGACAUAUGGCAAGAAAGAGAAACAAAAAUCACCCUUUGUUAGGCAGUGAGGGAAACACCACUAAUUUUCCUCAUUGAUGAGGCCGAGUAUACGGAUGCAGCUUCCUGGGAUUUUUUGGAAACAUUGCUCUCCAGUAUGCCCAUCAUCAUGGUGAUGACGUUGACCCCUAUCUUCACC
Gorilla gorilla gorilla (western lowland gorilla) is the source of this 1254-nucleotide messenger RNA. Its product is annotated as adenylate cyclase type 10-like. NCBI's taxonomy places the organism in Eukaryota, Metazoa, Chordata, Mammalia, Primates, Hominidae. Gene Ontology annotation, biological process: intracellular signal transduction; cyclic nucleotide biosynthetic process. Gene Ontology annotation, molecular function: adenylate cyclase activity. The transcript is spliced from 7 exons. Gene Ontology annotation, cellular component: cytoplasm. Bases 462 to 1154 code for a protein of 230 amino acids. The record is from RefSeq and is a predicted model, not a curated record.